CGAAAAGCUUACAACAAACCCACCCUUUCUUUCCUCCUACCCGCUACCCCCCUCCCCUCCCCCCAACAACCUGCGGCCAUGGUUGUAGAUACCACCUACUACGAUGCCUUGCAGGUCCAGCCCACAGCCACGGAGCUGGAAAUUAAGAAGGCCUACCGCAAACUCGCUAUCAAGCUGCACCCAGACAAGAACCCCGGUGACGAGACAGCACACGAGAAGUUCCAAGCAAUAGGCGAGGCGUACCAGGUGCUCAGUGACGAGCAGCUGCGGAAGCAAUAUGACAAGUUUGGCAAGGAGAGCGCUGUGCCGAGCAGCGGGUUCGAGGACCCCGCCGAGUUCUUCACCAUGAUCUUCGGCGGAGACGCUUUCACUGAUUGGAUCGGCGAAAUUUCGCUCAUGAAGGACCUCACCAAGACAAUGGAGAUUUCCAUGCGCGAAAUGGAAGAGGAGGAAGCCGCUGCCGCCGCCGCGUCCGCAUCCGAUCCCGCAAAGCCCGAGGCAUCGAGUGCUGCCGGACAAGAGACCGGUACGACACCAGCAGAAGCAUCUACCCCCGCCAAUGCCAAGGAAGCUGAAGCUGCAGCAGAAGCCAAAGCUGCGGUGGAAGCAGAAGCAAAAGAAAGGGCACAUGCUGCCUCGCACUCGCCGCCUCCGCCCUACAUCGAGACCCCCGCCGCCAGCGCCGCCCCAACUCCCUCUCAGUCAACCCCGCCCAUUUCCGGGACUAGUACCCCCCGAUCCGGCAUGGCGAUACCCAUUCGACCAGCCAUCAUGGACAAGUCAGACGAAGAGGCUCAAAUGGAAGCUGCAGGCAUGACAGACAAGGAGAAAGAGCUACGUGAGAAGCAGAAAAAGAAGGCAGGCCUUACUAAAGAACAGCGCGAAGAACUUGCCGCCUUUGAGCUCGAACGCAAACGGAUCCGAGACGAGCGCGUCGCUGCCCUCACCACGAAACUGGUCGAGCGCAUUUCCAUCUGGACCGAGACGGACAAGGGUCAAGAUGUCACAUCGGCUUUCAAGGAGAAAAUACAUCUCGAGAUCGAGAACCUGAAGAUGGAGAGCUUUGGCUUGGAGAUCUUGCACGCAAUUGGAGCCACGUACCUCAUGAAAGCAACGUCGUUUAUCAAAUCCCAGAAAUUCCUCGGCAUCUCAGGCUUCUUUUCUAGGGUCAAGGAUAAGGGUACGUUGGUCAAAGAGACAUGGAAUACCAUGUCGGCCGCCAUCGACGCGCAGCUGACGAUGGAGGAAAUGGCCAAGCUCGAAGAAAAGGGCGGCGAGGACUGGACGGAUGAGAAGAAGGCUGAAUACGAGAAGAAAGUCACGGGCAAGAUCCUAGCGGCCGCCUGGAGAGGCAGCAAGUUCGAGAUUCAGAGCGUGUUGCGUGACGUCUGCGAUAAUGCGCUUAAUGAUAAGAAAGUCAAGCUGGAGAAGAGGGUAGAACGCGCCCAGGCACUUGUUAUUAUUGGCGAAAUGUGCCAGAAGGCUGAGCGCGACCCCGACGAAGAAGGCGACUUCAUGGCUUUUGAGCAACUCAUGGCCGAAGCCGCAGCCAAGAAAGAACAUAAAAAUGACCACAAGAAAGAAAAGAAGAAGGAAAAGGCUUCGUCGUCGGCGGCAAAGGGGAAGGCAUGAGCUAACCCUAAUCCCCGUCCGCGUACCCUAUCCAACGGUUCUCUACCUCCCCUAUCCUAGAAUAACAUGGUAGAACUGUCAUAGGCAAUCGGCGGGCCUGGUGGGAAGGAGAGUUAGUUCUGAUCUGAGUGUGAAUAGGAUCUGCUUGCAACGGAUGAGACCCCUGUUGGGUGAUUAAUUGAUGAUUGGGUCGGGUUGGGGUUUGGCAUGAAUGAUCCGAAUCAAUGAUAUAAGCUGGCAUGAAAUAGGAUGGGGUGGGGGGGAAUAGGCUCCCCCGGUUUUUCAUUCAGUCACACUUACAUAGCGUGUCAGUCAGUCAUGUCAUUGAGCGAUCGAGCCGAGCGCCACUAGUCGGGUUUUCUGUUCUUGCUUACGAUAUAGAGUGGAGUGGGGUGCGUAGACUGCGUCUGUCUGGUUCUGAUCAAUAUACUCACCUCUCUUCCUUCGUCGCAACUUUUCUUCCAUCCACAAUCCUUGCUGUGACAACGAG
Messenger RNA from Lindgomyces ingoldianus, 2122 nucleotides. RefSeq names its product DnaJ-domain-containing protein. The coding region runs from base 79 to 1632 and encodes 517 amino acids. The transcript has 6 exons. NCBI's taxonomy places the organism in Eukaryota, Fungi, Ascomycota, Dothideomycetes, Pleosporales, Lindgomycetaceae. The record is from RefSeq and is a predicted model, not a curated record. Gene Ontology annotation, biological process: protein import into peroxisome matrix. Gene Ontology annotation, cellular component: cytosol.